Aphis gossypii (cotton aphid) is the source of this 4579-nucleotide messenger RNA. RefSeq lists its product as uncharacterized. Bases 405 to 1679 code for a protein of 424 amino acids. NCBI's taxonomy places the organism in Eukaryota, Metazoa, Arthropoda, Insecta, Hemiptera, Aphididae. The record is from RefSeq and is a predicted model, not a curated record. The transcript has 8 exons.
GCUCGCGCGCGCCAGUACACGUUGUUCCGGUUUCGGGUGCGUUUGCUGUGUGUGUGUGUGUCCCUCCUGCCCGGCCAGACCGACACAAUACCACAAAACAAACAAAAUAUAUACUUACGCUUUUUUUGUACCGGCGACGGGCUGUCUCUCUGUCUCCCUCGUCCGCUCCGCCCGACACUACACCGUCGUCGUGCACACGCGCCCCACACGGUGACGACGACUAUGCGUACGCCGCACGCCGUCCCGGCGCACCCACAGCAAAAGCUCGUCCCGUCGUGACCGCACACUGUCCCGAGAGCACGCGACCGAAAGUAUAUAGCCAAGCCGUCGUCCCCGAUACAACCGCGUCCCGUCCCGUCCCCGAGGGUUGAUCGCCACCGAGCGCAGAAAACCGGGAAAUCGCCAUGCGUCCCGCCGUGGUGUCACUCGGCCGACCGCCGUCGGUCCGGUUGCCGGCCACCGUCCUGUUGCUGUUGGCCGCGGUCGCGUUCCCGAACGCCGUCCUGUCCGUCGAGUCGUCCGCCGAUCCUAAACUUCAAUACAAAGUCAAUUGUGACGAUGAUUACAUGACCGUCGAUAUUAAGAAAACCGAUGACAUUAAAAGCAUUUAUUUGAACCAAAUGAAAUUUUAUCCAGAGCUCGCUUGCCAACCGGUUUUUGAAAAAAAUCUUAUUCAAUUCAAACUGUCUCUACGAGACGUGUACAAAUGCGGACUGACAAAAGUGACCAAUCAAGGAACCGGUACAAUCACAUACUAUCAUCAAAUAGUCAUAGAGAAAGACGGUAGCAACAACUUUGAGCAUAAGUCUUUCGUAAACGUUAAGUGUUGGUUUUCCGGAAAUAAAAAUCAUACAGUGGCCAAGAGGAACGUGCUACCCGCUGGAUUCCAAGAGCCAGAGGACUUGGAGAUAACUACUUCCUUGACCGAAAAUGCGCCGGUUCCUAUGCUGAAGGUGGGCGUACGCCAGGGCGGUAGUAUCGUUAACGGUGAACUCAACGUUAACCCGGGCACUCCGUUACAAAUGGAAAUAUACCUGGACAAAGACAGUGCACCAAUUUAUGGAUUGUUGGUGAGCUACAUGCAAGUGACAGACACCAAAGCACAAGAAGAAACCAUCAUAUUCAAUGGCUGUUCGGUGGAUCCAUAUCUGUUUGAAAACUUUAAUACGGUGGACGGCGAUUUUUUGACCGCUAAAUUCAGGGCAUUCAAGUUCCCCGAGUCAACGUACGUACAGUUCAAAGGCACCGUUAACGUCUGUUUAGACAAGUGCAGAGGGGUGGAUUGUAGCAACGGUAAAGUGGGCUUCGGAAGGAAGAGGCGAGAAAUCAGUGGUAUUCCACCUGACCCAAAUAAGGUGUUUGAAGUGUCCAUGACCACUUUCAUCAAAGUGGAUUACAAGAGUGAAAUGGCCCGAGAAAAAGUGAAAUUGGAAAUCGACACGACCGCGGACGACCGGAACCAGACCAACACGAACUCGCUGGACGCGAGGCCCAAGGGCGGCGCCCGGAACGCCGACGGAACGGACCACAUGCGCGUGGACACCGAGGAAAUCCGCGAGGAGCUCAAGUACACGUUGCUGGAGACGAACGCCGCGGCCGGCCGCACCCGGGUGUCUCUGGUGGCCACGGUGGCCUUGCUGUUGGCGGCCGUCGCGCGCGCCGCGAUAACGGACGUCUGAGCCGCAAUACUAGCUCGUCCCCGCCCGUCCGCCCGCCGUCACACUGCGCAACUAACACCGCUCUAACCUUAUUAACUUUUCUUUUCAUUUUUUUUUUUUCGUGAUUUAUAUUAUAUUAUAUUUUUUAUUUUAUAUCCAUACAUACUUAAAAUUAUCAUUAUUAUUAUUAUUAUUAUUAUUAUUAUUAGGCAUAUUAUAUAAUAUUGUAUACGCAAUAACACGAGUCGUCUGCAUAUAAUUGCCGCUUUCAAAACAAUAACCGUUUGAAGCCUAUUCUAUCAAUAAGAACAAAAUGUUUGUGUGUGUGUUUUUUUUCCGCCACUCGUUAAUUUCCCGCCCGGGCUCCGGCUCGUUCGAUAUGAGCGGUCGAGAGUUUGUGUGCGGGGCUUGAGAAUCUCUUCUGCAGUUUCGAGACGAUUCGACUUAGCUAUCAAUACAAUGGAUAAUUAUAAAAUAUUCUAAAUUGUAUAUAAUAUCUCAUAGAGAUGUGACGUAGCGUGUCCGUCGUUAAUCUUUCGUUUAAACAUUAUACAUAUUACACUUCAACACCGGACUUACAAAAUUUACCAUUGAAAAUUUACCGAUACACCUCUGACAUAUUACCAUACGAUGGUAAUAUUUUACGUUUUCAAAGUACCUUCAACAAGUCGUAACACGGUGUUUUGAAAAUCUAUAAAUACUCGAAUCACUUAUAUUGAUAUAAUAACAUUAAUAAUAGAUAACAAUACAGAGUUUCAUAAUAAUUAUACAACUUAUUAGGUAGUUAUUAAUUAUUAUAAUAUAUUAUUUAACUCUACUCGUCUAAUUAGUUAUAUUAGAACGGUUAGGUUAAUGAUAAGCAAAGCUGCUUGUUUAAAUAUAAUAAUAAUAAAAUAAAAAAAAACGAUGACCAAAAAAAACAACUUACAUUUUUUGCUAAAAAUAAAAAAUGUCUCUCCCCAAAAUAAACAAAAUAUAUAAUACACUGGUUUUAUGUUCUAUAAUAUUAUAUAAAAAUUAAUUACUUAAUAAAUUUAAUUAUUUGAAAUAUAAAAAUUAUAUCAAGAAUAUAUUUUAAUGAAAUUUCAAAAAUAAAACAUAAAUAAACAAUUCCAAGUAUUUCAAUACAAAAUAAAACAAAAAGUGUAUAGAGCUCUAAUAAAAUUAUAAAAAAUGAAAAAUCCCAUUUUUUUUUCUUUUGUAUAAGAUAAAACUUACAAUUUUAUAAACUGAUCUAUAAAUUUGAAAAACUUGAAUUUUUGAAACCAUGACUAAAAAGAAGUGCAAAUUAAAUCAUAGGCUUGGUGAGACUAAUAUUAAUACAGGUUCAAAAUAUUAUUUUGAAUAGACUAUAUAUAAUAGACUAAUAAUCGGCACAAACGGUCGUUGUUUUGGAAUCCAGUUUUAAUCAUUCAAAUAAUGUUUGUUUUGCUUUAGAAUUAUUUAUGACAUGAUUUGCUCAUAAAACAAAUUGUAUUUUUAUAAACUUGUAGACGAACGUUUUUAUCAACACAUUCAUUAACUAUCGUUAAACUUUUGGUACUAUGAAUAGGUAACGUUUUAAAUUGUUUAUAAUUUAUCUUAAUAUUAGUACUGAACUAUAAUGAUUUAUUAUUUUAUUAUUAAAUUGAAGUAAUAAUAAUAUAAUAUCAUUCAUAAUACGGUGCAUAAUAUAGUUUAUAAUAUAUAUUUAAUUUGAAUAUUGGAUGUAUGAUUAUUCCCAAAAGUGUGAAUUUUAUAUAUGAUAUUUAAUUUAAUGCAAUCUGAACUAAAUGUAUUUUCAUUUUUUAAUAACUGUGAUAAUUGUAGUUGUAUUAUUAUUAAUAUUAAAACAAAAUAACUAUACAUUCUAAUUUAUAGAAAUGGAUGUCUAACGUCAAUGUAUAAUAUAAUAAUAUAGUUAUAAUAGGGUCAUGAUUUUUUUGAUUGACAAAAUCAUUCUUUUUGUAAUGUACACAAAAUAAUAUAAUACGAUUAAUUUUCUAAUCUAUAUAAUAUUAGAUUAACUAAUAAAAUAAAAUAAAAAAACACUGUUUUAUACAAAAAUUAAUACUUAUAAUUUGGUUACAAUUUAUUUAGUAAUCACCUAUAAUUGUUGACACAAUAACACUAUAAAGUAUAAGGUAAAAAAUAUGAUACUUAUUGAAUUCUCAUGUUUUAUAUUUAGUAUCAAAAAUGUAAUGAUUAAAAUAAAAUUAAAAAAACUGUUUGAUCCCUCAAAUUACAUUUAUAAUUUUAAAAAAGAAAAUAUUAAUAACAUUAUAAUUUAUGUUUCUCUCUUAGAACAGUAAAAAUAUCUUUAGGUUAUAAUAUAUUCAUUACUUCCUUCUUUUUCUGAAGACAUUUCUAAUACAGUAACCUGCUAGCAAUAUAAAAUCAAUUAUUACCUAUUUAAAAACAAUAGUAUAAUAUUUUUUUGAACUUUAUCAACAAAUAAUUUAAAAUAGUUAAUUGACGACUAAAUGGUUCAGAUUUAAAAAUUAUUAAAUAGGUAUUGCUUAAAAUCUUAAGUAUCUUAAAUUAAUAUGAACUGUACAGUGUACAAGUCACAUCAUAUUAUUUGAACAUUCAAAUGAAAGAAGUUGUAAUAUUAUCUUUUAUAAAUAUCACUAUGGCCACCAAGAAAAUGAACUCCAACACAUAAGUUUACCAAUUACAAAAAAGCAUGAAAUAGCAGCUAAAUUAUCACAAGGCGUGACAAUAGGAAGAAUAUUAGAUAAUUUCAGAGAUAACAUAGGUAUGAUGACUAGAAUUACUAUUUUUGUAGGAUAGUACACUUUCUUUCGAAUAUAUUAUGGGCUAAUACAUGUUUAUGAUUUUUUAUAAUUUGGUAUUAAUUUAAAUUUUAGCUAAUACAUUAUAAUUGGUUGGUUAAUUUAAUUUGUUAUCUGUUAAUAUAUUUCUAACAUAUCUACUAACAA